Anthonomus grandis grandis is the source of this 1218-nucleotide messenger RNA. It is a transcript of the gene Nthl1, whose product is annotated as endonuclease III-like protein 1. The transcript has a single exon. The record is from RefSeq and is a predicted model, not a curated record. Bases 125 to 1060 code for a protein of 311 amino acids. Gene Ontology annotation, molecular function: DNA-(apurinic or apyrimidinic site) endonuclease activity; DNA binding; oxidized pyrimidine nucleobase lesion DNA N-glycosylase activity. Gene Ontology annotation, cellular component: nucleus. NCBI's taxonomy places the organism in Eukaryota, Metazoa, Arthropoda, Insecta, Coleoptera, Curculionidae. Gene Ontology annotation, biological process: nucleotide-excision repair; base-excision repair, AP site formation; base-excision repair.
GUGACACUCCAUAUUUGUUUAUUUUUAUUUGAAAUUUAAAUUACGGAUUGCCAUUACAGCAGGUUCAUAACUCUAUUCGGCCCUGGGGCUCUUAUUCAGACCGUCUCGGAUUUUAAACUUAACCAUGAAGGCCCUUACGAAAGCAGAAUCGCGUACUCAACCUAAAAGAUCCACAAGAAAAUCGACAAAAGAUGGCACAAAAGCAGUUGAUUUAACAGAAUUUAAAGCAAAACCUAAAAAAACUCUUCAACCUUCAUCCUCAGCCCCAAGGGAAGAAAUUACUAAACCUGAAUCACCGACGAAAAAACCCGAUCGAUCAAAAAGAAAACAUAUCCCAGUAGAUCCUGAAACUGUCCCAAAUAAGACUGCAAAAGCUAUGCCAGAAAACUGGGAACUUGUACUGGAUAACAUAAGGGAAAUGAGAAAGAAGUUUGAUGCCCCGGUAGAUUCUAUGGGGUGUCAUAAAUGCUCAGACGAAAAUGCCAGCCCUGAGGUAAUGAGGUAUCAGUCUCUGCUCUCAUUAAUGCUCAGCAGCCAAACCAAAGACCAAGUCACUCAUGCAGCAAUGAUGAGGUUAAGAGAGCACGGGUGUACUGUAGACAACAUUUUGGCCACCACAGAUGAACAGCUUGGGAAGCUUAUAAUUCCUGUUGGCUUUUGGAAAAGUAAAGUGAAAUACAUUAAAAGAACCACUGAGAUAUUAAAAGAACAAUACAAUAAUGACAUUCCUAAUACUGUAGAAGAUUUAUGUAAAUUGCCAGGGGUAGGCCCCAAAAUGGCUCAUAUUUGUAUGAAAACUGCUUGGGGGGAGACAACUGGGAUAGGUGUAGACACUCAUGUACACAGAAUUUCUAAUAGAUUAGGUUGGGUUAGUAGUAAAACCCCAGAAGAAACAAGAAAAUCUUUAGAAGAAUGGCUUCCUUAUAAUCUUUGGAGUGAAGUUAAUCAUUUAUUGGUUGGGUUUGGGCAGCAGACAUGUUUACCCACAAAGCCACAAUGUGUAAGCUGUUUGAACAAGGAGGUUUGUCCUUUUGGACAGAACAUUAAUGGAAAAAAGUAGCUGAUUUUUUAGAAUUUUGUUGUUUUAUUUGUUAUCAAAUAAGUAUUUAAUUUUUUAUAAAAUAAAAUGCCUUUUUUUGUCAAACAUAUAUGUUUACAAGAAUAAAGACUAGUUGGAUUUAUUUAUAAAAUCUCUUAAUAAAAAGUAAUGAAAUUUGG